GGGCUCAAGAUCUGUACCAAUUGAAAAAUUUCUGCAAGAAAAUAAUUUUAUAUAUAGAACAAAAUUUCAGCUAGUCUCGUUUCACUGAGGUAUCAGCCACUGGGAUCAGUAUUGGUCCUCCUUAAGGCUCGUUUAAUGUCCAUUCAAGUAUGUCAUAUAUAGAGGUGAUUAUUUCCCUUGCUUCUUCUUUGGUAAUGGGAUUUUUUACCGCUGUUCAAUUAUUUUACCGGGCGGCUGAUCGACACAAUCAGCUUUUGCGAGUCCACCGGCAAACACGCUUUGAUGGGAUGCCUUUUCUUAGUAAACCGAGAACAGAUUGUCGAAGAAAAAUUGUUGAAAAUGGAUUGAAUGAGCAUAAAUAUCGAAUAGUCAAUCCACCCCAAUGUGGUCGUAUUAUUCCAGCUGUUGUAGCAAAUUCUAGAGAUUCUAAACAGGAUUGUGCCGAAAUGAUUCAUAAGAUUCGGAGUGUGCUGCAGCGCUCACAUGGUAAAUGUGCAGAGCUGAUGUCGAUGCGGUGCUGCUUAUCAUGUGUUAAGGGUGUAUUACCUGAAAGUCAAAGUGAAAGAUUCUUACGGGUUUAUGAAAUGGUCAGUUUUGGUGUUAAUAGGGUAAAUGGUAUGGAACAAUAUUUGACAUCGGAGGAUAUUAAAUUUCUACAUUUUUUCUUUUACAACACAAUUUUAAAAGAAUUGCAAUAGUCUAUGGUUAAAUAUUAUUUUUCACUUUUGUAUAUUACAUCUUGCAUUUUCGAAUUCUUUCGAAUUCUUUUGGAUUCUUUUUUUCUGAAAAGACUGCGUCAUCCUUUUAAAUUCAAUGAAAA
Molecule: messenger RNA, 820 nt
Organism: Phytomonas sp. EM1
Lineage: Eukaryota; Euglenozoa; Kinetoplastea; Trypanosomatida; Trypanosomatidae
Source: the annotation of a GenBank genome assembly